This is a messenger RNA of Pieris brassicae (large cabbage white), 3564 nucleotides long. It is a transcript of the gene BAEE, whose product is annotated as transmembrane protease serine 9-like. Bases 135 to 2279 code for a protein of 714 amino acids. Gene Ontology annotation, biological process: proteolysis. Lineage: Eukaryota; Metazoa; Arthropoda; Insecta; Lepidoptera; Pieridae. Gene Ontology annotation, molecular function: serine-type endopeptidase activity. The transcript is spliced from 14 exons. The record is from RefSeq and is a predicted model, not a curated record.
AGCUCAAUGUCAAUGUAUACUACGAACGAGUCGGUCGUGUCCGGCAGAUAUAUGCCAUGAUUAAAAACUUAUAGAUAACCCUCGCAUGACCGGUCAAACUUAUCAGUUCUACGCUGUGUUAGUUCAACACAAAGAUGGAUAAAUUGUGGGUUGCAUUAUGUGGAACUUGUUUGUUGGUGUCCAUUUCAGCACUCAAGGAUUGCAAUGGUGACGCAGUCUGUUUGCCUUUAAAAGACUGCAAGUUCGCUUAUGAAAAUAUAAAAGUUCAAAAUAUACAGGACAUUUUAAGAAGAUCAAAUUGCGGCUUUGAGAGUGAUGUACCGCACGUUUGUUGUCCGCCUAUAUUUCUAAACCUCGGCAGAGAAUACUUACUGCCAAACAUUUCGGUAUGCGGUAUUCAAACUGACGAAAGGAUCUAUGGAGGUGAUAAGACCGACAUUGAUGAACAUCCGUGGAUGGCGUUACUGCGCUAUGACAAACCAAAGGGGAGUUACGGUUAUUAUUGCGGCGGAGUUUUAAUAUCAUCGCGCUACAUUCUGACUGCUGCACAUUGUAUCAAAGGAGCUGAUAUACCACAAAAUUGGAAACUGAGUCAAGUACGUCUUGGUGAAUGGAAUUUAACGAGCGAUAUGGAUUGUCGAAGUAAUGACUGCAGCCUCCCGGUCGUGGAUGUGCCGAUCGAGAAACUCAUCCCUCACGAAGAUUAUAAGCCAAGAGAUGGGAAUCAACAGAAUGAUAUAGCUCUUAUCAGGUUGGAGAAGGAGGUGAAAUUUAAUGAUUUUGUGAAACCUAUCUGUUUACCGACCACAGAAGAACUCCGUGGUAAUUCCUAUGAAGGUUGGGAUAUGGAAGUAGCAGGUUGGGGGAAAACAGAACAUAGAUCUAUGUCUGACGUAAAAUUGAAAGUGAAACUACCAAUAGUGAGACACCAAGAGUGUACAGAGGUUUAUGCGUCGGCGUCACGCCUAAUCACGGAUAAACAGCUUUGCGCUGGAGGUUUGGAUGGUCAGGAUUCCUGCCGUGGAGACUCUGGUGGGUCUCUUAUGGGACAGGCGACGAAAAAGAAAAUCUGGUUCGCCUUUGGGGUCGUCUCUUAUGGCCCGUCACCGUGCGGAACACCAGGUUGGCCUGGAGUCUACACUAGAGUAACAGCAUUUAGCGAUUGGAUUCUAUCAAAGCUGGAAGCGUACAAAUUAACAGAAUGCAAAAAUGCAGCGUGCGUUAAGUUGGAAGAAUGUAAACUAGCCCUUGGAUUAUUGCAAAAUAGAUUCAGUGAUGUAGCUGUCAAUUUAUUGAGAAGCCUUCACUGUGGUUAUGAUAACAAUAAACCAAUGGUUUGCUGUCCUUUAUUGAAAGAAAAUAAUGAAACUAAAUCUCAAACGGAAUUGAAACAUGAAGAACUUGUGAAUAAGAUAACUUUGCUUCCAAAUGAGACUGUCUGUGGUAUUCAAUACGAAGAUAGAAUAUUUAAUGGAAUACAUUGCGAUAUAGAUGAGCAUUCGUGGAUGGUAAUGUUGCAAUAUACAAAACGUGUAGACAACGAAAUUUUGAAGAAAUACUAUUGCGGAGGAGUACUUAUAUCAGGAAAUUAUGUCCUCACAGCGGCACAUUGUGUUAAGGGAAACAUUACAGCCUUGUCUUACAAAUUGACAAACGUUCGUCUAGGAGAAUGGAACAUGUCAAGUGAGAUCGAUUGUAACUAUGGCGACUGCGCACCAUCAGUUGUAGAUGUAGCUGUAGAAGAAAUAAUACCACAUGAAGCCUAUAAUGCAUCAGAUUCUAAUAACUAUAAUGAUAUCGCCCUAUUAAGACUGAAGGAGAGCGUUGCAUUUAGUGAUUUUGUCAAACCAAUAUGCCUGCCAUUCACAGACGAUUUAAUGAAUAGCUCAUAUGAGGACUGCUUACUUGAGGUGGCCGGUUGGGGUUCGAUAAAUAAUAUAAGUCCGAAGUCUAACGUAAAGCUUAAAGCUAAAAUAGGAGUGUCCCGAAAUGAGGAUUGCAAACGCUUAUACCACCCACUUCACAUAACCAUAAGAGACACCCAGAUCUGCGCAGGAGCCGGGAAUACAAAUGGAAAUUGUUGCAGGGGUGACUCUGGAGGAGGUCUUUUUGGACAAAAUUAUGGAAUACGGAGACCAGGUCGAGGAUAUGGGAGUAAUUGGUUCCUCUUUGGCAUCGUGUCGUUCGGGCUAACACCGUGUGGUACUCAGGGAUAUCCAACAGUAUUCACGCGCAUAACUGCGUAUAGAGACUGGAUACUUACUAAUAUCAAACCUUAGUACUAUGGCUGACAAAUGAGUUUGGCAAUUCUAAAGUGCAUCUAGUCCACUUUAAAGAAAUGUGAAUAUCAAAAGAUUAUGGUCGGAAAACGCCAUCUACAGUACAAUCACUUUCCCAGUCUAGUCCGAUAGAAAAUCCAUUAAAAAAUUGUUUAUUUCCAAAAACCCUGUUGUUCAUACGUGUAAUUCCAAUAUGCUUGUCGUCCAUUCUGAAUUCACGCGUCGUUCAGUCGGCUGUUACGCUGAGUGUGUGAUACAUAUGUUUUAGGGAACACUAGGGAGAAAAAUGGGAUCAAUUUGAUGCCUUAAUUUACUAGAAAAACGUCAUUUACGGAUCAAAUGAAGGAGAAGUCUGUUCAGUGAAUAAUGAAACUGAUGAUGAUCCGAUAGAUGAUGUAGAGUUAAAAAUUUAGGCAAAACAAUAUUAUAAUUAUUAUUAUCAGGAAUGAAAAGUUUGCUAUUAUUCAUAUCAAUAUUUUUAUUUCCAUAUGUCCAUCUCAGUAAUUCCAGAUCUCUUUUUGUCCGUGAUAUAUUAUAACUAUUAUAAAAUAUUAACCUAUAGGGCUCUGAACUUUAGAUUGAAUCACGUGUUCUAACUAAAAAGGACUUAGAUUUGACAAGAACAGUUUUUGGUAUACCUAUUGCAGUCUGAGGUUAAGUGGACAAGAUGCAAUAUGGAAUUGAACGACUCAAAUGUUCGACAUGUUUUAGCCUACCAUAGAUUAGAGACUUUGACAACGUUUUCUUUGUAGUUUAUACUAUUAUUAAUAUGUUUUUAAGAUUUCAUUAACAUUAUAAUAUAAUAUAACUAAACGUUCAAGAAACGCCAAAAAGUCACUAAGGAAUUUAACUUAAUAUUUUAUAUACUAAGGAGUUACAAAAAUACAUUCAAAACAAAACAAUACAAUGGGACCCUUGAUGGGUUUUUUUUUUGAGAUUUAGAGGUAAACAGUUAACGAGGCGCGGAAUAAUAUAUGAGGUUGUCAGUUCUCCAUAUUUAUUAUUUGUGCGGCCUGUCCGAAGUUUUAAGCUGCAUAAUAUCGCUCUUCGAGUUCGACAUUGCUUCUCAGGGCUACGUCGAAAAAGUUUUUCUAUAUAUUGUUAUAUCAUAAAUGGCUAGAGAAACUGUGUUCUCACCACAUUAUCAUAACCGGAUUGACUUGAGAAUAAUAACGGAAGGAACUCGGUAAUUAAUAUUAUAAUUUCUCAGAUUUUGUAAAAAGAUUUUUAAAUUUAAAGUGACAAAACUUCAUAAAUCGAAUUAAUUUUCAUUCAUUUUAUCAAU